GUCACUGCGUUCGGACCCAGACCCGCUGCAGGCAGCAGCAGCCCCCGCCCGCGCAGCAGCAUGGAGCUCUGGGGGGCCUACCUCCUCCUCUGCCUCUUCUCCCUCCUGACCCAGGUCACCACCGAGCCACCAACCCAGAAGCCCAAGAAGAUUGUAAAUGCCAAGAAAGAUGUUGUGAACACAAAGAUGUUUGAGGAGCUCAAGAGCCGUCUGGACACCCUGGCCCAGGAGGUGGCCCUGCUGAAGGAGCAGCAGGCCCUGCAGACGGUCUGCCUGAAGGGGACCAAGGUGCACAUGAAAUGCUUUCUGGCCUUCACCCAGACGAAGACCUUCCACGAGGCCAGCGAGGACUGCAUCUCGCGCGGGGGCACCCUGGGCACCCCUCAGACUGGCUCGGAGAACGACGCCCUGUAUGAGUACCUGCGCCAGAGCGUGGGCAACGAGGCCGAGAUCUGGCUGGGCCUCAACGACAUGGCGGCCGAGGGCACCUGGGUGGACAUGACCGGCGCCCGCAUCGCCUACAAGAACUGGGAGACUGAGAUCACCGCGCAACCCGAUGGCGGCAAGACCGAGAACUGCGCGGUCCUGUCAGGCGCGGCCAACGGCAAGUGGUUCGACAAGCGCUGCCGCGAUCAGCUGCCCUACAUCUGCCAGUUCGGGAUCGUGUAGCCGGCGGGGCGGGGGCCGUGGGGGGCCUGGAGGAGGGCAGGGGCCGCGGGAGGCCGGGAGGAGGGUGGGGACCUUGCAGCCCCCAUCCUCUCCGUGCGCUUGGAGCCUCUUUUUGCAAAUAAAGUUGGUGCAGCUUCGCGGAGAGGA
Homo sapiens (human) is the source of this 816-nucleotide messenger RNA. It is a transcript of the gene CLEC3B, whose product is annotated as C-type lectin domain family 3 member B. The transcript is spliced from 3 exons. The record is from RefSeq and is marked validated. Gene Ontology annotation, biological process: animal gross anatomical part developmental process. Bases 61 to 669 code for a protein of 202 amino acids. Lineage: Eukaryota; Metazoa; Chordata; Mammalia; Primates; Hominidae. Gene Ontology annotation, cellular component: extracellular region.